AGUUCAAUUGACAUCUUCCUGUGUGUAACAUGAUGAGAAGAUUGAAAUCGACAGAUAUAAUAAAUCCUUCAUUUUAAUAUUGCACGCACACUAAAAAAUGAUUUUGAUAUUGGUAACUACUUGUUUAUUAAUUCAAUGUGUUUCUGCUAAAAAUAUCCUUGUGUUUGGUGGUAAUGGGUUUCUCGGAUCUGAAGUGGUUUACGAUUUGAUAUUAAAAGGACACGAUGUUACAAUUGUUAAUCGUGGAACUCCGUAUUGGGACUUUGAAAGUAGGAUAAAACCUUUAGUCAAUCAUAUAAUAUGUGACAGAUACACUGGAUUGAAACAUUGUUCUUCUUUUGUUUCUUUCAUACAAAAUGUUAAAUUUGAUUUUGUCAUAGAUUUCAGUUGUUAUCAUUCUAAAGUUUUGGGAGAUUCUCUCUCUCUCCUUACUGGUAAAACUGAUCUUUAUAUCUUUAUCAGCACAGAUUCAGUCUAUGAAGUAUGUGUAACUAAGACCCCGGCUACUGAAUCUAGUGAGGAUGAUGCUGUGAGACCAACGAAUGAAGAAGAGAGAUCAAAUCUUAAUUCUAAAGAUUCUUAUGGACAUCGUAAAUUAGCCUGUGAAGAAUUACUGAACAAGCAGCGUUCGGAAGGAGGAAUACCGUUUGUGAUACUGCGUUUACCCGAUGUUAUUGGACCGCGUGACAACACCCAUCGCUGGUGGAUGUAUCAGUUGUGGAUACAAUAUCACAAUAUCACUGGAAUUCCAAUAUAUGUUCCUCAAAAAGUUCUAAGAACUUUAAGCAGCAUGGUAUAUGUUGGUGAUGUUAGUAAAGUUAUUAUUCAUAUUCUUCAUAAAGUUGAUAGUAAAGAAAGUAAUAAUAUUGUGGAUGGAGUCUUUAAUCUAGGUUUCAAUGAAAACUUUAAUUUGAAAAAAAUUUUAUACAAAAUUCAGACUUUAUUAGGAAUUAAUGGAGUGGAAUAUCAAUAUCCUUCAUCUGAAGAUGCAUUUCAUCUGUAUCCUUCUGUAUAUCGUGGUCCUGUUAAUAUUACAAAAGCACAAAAAUAUCUUGAUUGGAAUCCCACACCUUGGGAUGUUGUUGCAAAAACAAAUGUUGAGUUUUAUAAACAAGCCUUUUAUACUUUUGAACAAGAAAGAAAUGAAGUAUUACAAAAACUUGAAACUUACGCUGUAGCACCAUCUCAUAUUGAUAUAUUUCAACAGACUACUCGAAAAGAUAUAGAAAAGCAUUCACAUCAUGAAAACAAUUGCUUUCAAGAAAAAACUGUUAAUAGUCAUGAAGAACUGUGAAUAAGAGUACUUACAGUAUUUUUGAAGUAAUCUUUUGAUAUUGUUUGAAAUUUUCAUUUAAUAUUGAUAUGCUUAUAUAUCAUUUAUAAUAUGAUACAAUUGCAAAAAUCUUUUACUUAGUCAAUUUAUAAUUUGUAUUGCAUUUUUUUAUCAGAAGUGAGGCCAAAGUAUAUUUUACAAUUAUUGCUCUCUUUUAUACAGGAUUCCAUCAUAUUCAAUACAUAUUUUAUAUACUUUUUCAUUGAGAAAUAUGCAAAUGAAUAAUUGUAUAUGUUUAGUAAAUAAAGUGUUUUACAAUUUUUUUUUGCUAUAUA
Messenger RNA from Centruroides sculpturatus (bark scorpion), 1608 nucleotides. Its product is annotated as chloroplast stem-loop binding protein of 41 kDa b, chloroplastic-like. Gene Ontology annotation, cellular component: cytosol. The transcript has 2 exons. Gene Ontology annotation, molecular function: UDP-glucose 4-epimerase activity. Bases 98 to 1294 code for a protein of 398 amino acids. The record is from RefSeq and is a predicted model, not a curated record. Gene Ontology annotation, biological process: beta-D-galactose catabolic process via UDP-galactose, Leloir pathway. NCBI's taxonomy places the organism in Eukaryota, Metazoa, Arthropoda, Arachnida, Scorpiones, Buthidae.